AUGUCUGUUGUGACGACCACCCUAAUACAAAAUACAAAUGGAGCACCGGAAGCCGUUAUUGCAUACAUUUCACACGUGGUGAAGCUUUGGGAGCAGUUCAUCCAGGGGGUAGAAAAAGUUCCUGGUGGUUCCCUGGUGCUAAACUACAUUCGUGCUUCGCAUAAAAAUGAUCCAUGGAGAACACUUUUAGAGGUUUUGCUUGCACUAGUCGCCAUUCGGUACUUUUUUGCAUCAAAAUAUUCACAAGAUGAAAAGGAAAAAGUUCAUUUGUCGGAGAAGGAGAUCCAGGAGCUGAUUGACGACUGGGAGCCAGAGCCGUUCGCCCCUCCGCUCAGAAAAGAAGAGAGAUGGGAGCUCGACGCCAUUCCUAUGGUGAAGGGCGCUGCUGGUAACCGCGUAGCGCUAGAGGAUCCCAAAACCGGCCACGUUAUUCCUAACUUACUCAACAUGGCAUCCAGAGACUUCCUGAACAUGGGGCUGAACGAGAACGUGAAGCAGCGUGCCAUCAAGACCAUUCGCGAAUGUGGAGUUGGUGCGUGCAGCCCGAUGAACUUUUAUGGAACACAGGACGUUCAUGUGCGUCUAGGAGAGGACCUGGCACGGUUCCUGGGAGCGGAAGAGGGUAUCAUUUAUGGGCAGGAUUAUUGUACUUCUACCUCUGUUUUGCCUUGUUUCCUGAAAAGAGGAGAUAUAGUGAUUGUUGACGGAGGGGUUUCAGUUGCUUUGCAGAAAGCUGCCCUGAUUUCCAGAUGUCAUAUUGAGUGGUUCAACCACAACGAUUUGGACCAUUUGGAAGAGAUUUUGGAGUCUUUGCAGGAAGAGUUACGCGAAGGACCGCUCAACAGAAGAUUUAUCGUUACGGAGGCACUUUCUGAGAAUUUUGGAGACUCGCCAGAUCUGAAGAGACUGGUGGAGAUCAAAAACAAGUACAAGUUUAGACUGUACCUUGACGAAACGUAUUCGAUCGGAACUUUGGGCGCCAAUGGCCGUGGGCUGCCGGAAGUGUACGGAAUUCCAAGAUCAGAGAUUGAGAUCACCGUGGGCUCUUUGGCACACGCUCUUGGUUCCAGUGGAGGUUUCUGUGUUGGAUGCCGUGAUAUGGCUUACUACCAAAUUCUUUCCUCCAACGCUUACGUGUUUUCCGCUGCUCUGCCUCCAUACAGUGCAAGUGCAGCCUCUGCCGUUAUUUCGAUGCUGGAAGAGGCAGAGGAGCCGGGAAAGGUCAACAGAUACGUGAAGCCAUUGCAGGAUAAUACCCAGCUAUUGUACUCGCUGCUCAAACAAUCAAAGAAGCUGCAGCAGGUGGUGUCUGUGAGAUCUGCCGAAUACUCGCCGGUGAUAAUAUUGAGACUGGCGCCUGCUUUGCGCAAGAAGCUCAACCUGCCCGAGAGCUAUGGUGGACCGGGCUCUGAUGUGCUCAAGGCCAUCAAAAACGGCCACGAAGAAGGGUAUUUUUCGCGUGAUUACAACCGGGAAAACUAUCUGCUACAAAAAAUGAUUGACGAGCUCAUUGGCCGGGGCGUUCUGAUCACCAGGUCAAAAAGAGUCCUACACCAUGAACUGCUACCGGUGGUGCCUACAUUGUUAAUCAAUGUCAAUGCGGGAUUCAACGAGAAGGAUAUCCAGCACGCAUAUGAGUGCAUUGAGGAUACUAUUUCAACGACGUUGUCUGGGCUAGAUGCCAAUGGUUUCAACCAGCUAGUACAGCAAUUAGAGAAGACUAAUAUAAUAUAG
Ogataea parapolymorpha DL-1 is the source of this 1734-nucleotide messenger RNA. RefSeq names its product Serine palmitoyltransferase 1. The record is from RefSeq and is a predicted model, not a curated record. NCBI's taxonomy places the organism in Eukaryota, Fungi, Ascomycota, Pichiomycetes, Pichiales, Pichiaceae. The coding region runs from base 1 to 1734 and encodes 577 amino acids. Gene Ontology annotation, cellular component: endoplasmic reticulum. The transcript has a single exon. Gene Ontology annotation, molecular function: serine C-palmitoyltransferase activity; pyridoxal phosphate binding. Gene Ontology annotation, biological process: sphingosine biosynthetic process; ceramide biosynthetic process.